This is a messenger RNA of Vanessa tameamea, 1889 nucleotides long. RefSeq lists its product as uncharacterized. Gene Ontology annotation, molecular function: protein binding. Gene Ontology annotation, biological process: neurogenesis. The coding region runs from base 65 to 1804 and encodes 579 amino acids. NCBI's taxonomy places the organism in Eukaryota, Metazoa, Arthropoda, Insecta, Lepidoptera, Nymphalidae. The record is from RefSeq and is a predicted model, not a curated record. Gene Ontology annotation, cellular component: cytosol. The transcript is spliced from 10 exons.
UUCAUUCAGCAUUAAUAUUAGUUCCUCUGGAUAUUUCAUUUACUUAGCUUAGUUAUAAGUAACAAUGGGAGCUGCACCUACGGAUUGGCAGCUGGAAUGUACGGAGCUGAAACAGAGAGGUGCCUAUCUACUCCAGUCAGGACAAUGGUCUGAUUGCACUUUCUUAGUAGGCACGGAGCCCAACCAGGUAGUCCUUGUUGGUCACAAAUUGAUACUCGCUAUGGCAUCGCCAGUUUUUGAAGCUAUGUUUUAUGGCGGUAUGGCAGAACGGAAUGAGAGUAUACCUAUUGUUGAUGUCCAAAUAGAUGCAUUUAAAGCUUUAUUAGAAUACAUAUACACAGGUAACAUAAACAUCAGUUCAUUUGACAAGGCUUGUGAAUUGUGUUAUGGAGCCAAGAAAUAUAUGCUACCUCAUUUAGUCAAAGAGUGCACAAGGUACCUUUGGUCUGAUCUGUAUCCAAGAAAUGCAUGCAGGGCCUAUGAAUUUGCACGACUGUUUGAAGAAAAUGUUUUAAUGGAGAAAUGUAUUCAGAUUAUCAGCACAAAUACCAAGGAGGUAUUAAAUGACAGCAGUUUCGAAGAGGUUGAAUUAAAUACAGUAAUCACAGUCUUCUCCUUAGACCAUCUUAACGUUGACAGUGAACUGGAUCUGUUUGAAGCAGCCGUCAGGUAUGCAAAAGCUCUAGAAAAAAGGACUGAGAGAAGUGUCAGCCCACCCAGAGAAUGUGCAUCUGAGAACAGGCAAAAGAGUCCCAUUCCAUCUACUUCUCAGGAAAAGGAACAGGUAGUUAAUGUUGAUAGCAGUGCAGAGAGUAGUCCAGAGACAGUAAUGGAUACAUGUCGUGCCAAUGAUUCGGAUACCACAGCCCCUCCGAUUGAACACAACAAGAAACCAAAGACAGAACAUAAAGAGAAAGUGUCGAUUCGGAGUGCAGUAGAGAAGAUCCGCUUCCUGACACUGUCGCCGCAGCAGUUCGCGGGCGGCCCGGCGCGCUCGGCGCUGCUCAGCGAGUCGGAGGCCUUCGCUGUGCUCAUGAACAUUCUGUCCACCAGCACCGACGUGCCGCUUCCCGCCGGCUUCUCUGCGUCGCGCGUGCCUCGCAAGCAACUCAUCGGUGGAGGUCCACCCUGUAAUAUGCCGACAUUCACGGUGGACACGCCUAGCCCAGUGGCGGUGGAGCAGGUGUGGUGCGCGCCAGAGUUGUCGCGCCCGCAGCCCUGUGUCACCUACCCGCGCCCCUCCCGACAGGACGGUGUACGAGCACCCUAUUCAAUCCCCAACCCAAUGUCAGGCUUGGUGGUGAUGGAUGAGAUGCACAGCAACAACAUGCACAAGAUUUACUGUCAGCGAGCCAUAGUGCAGCACACGGACUGCCUCAAUACAAGUGCCCUGGACUGCUCUGUUACAUUCAUGGUCGAUAAAAAUAUCUAUGUGCUUGGUGUUCAGGUGCCGACGCAGGCGCCGAGCGAGGAGAGCGGCGGCGGCGCGGGCGGCGCCAGCGGCUACUCGGAGCUGCUGUACGCGCACCUGCUGGACGCCGACGGCGCGCGCCUGUCCUACACGCACUACACCAACCGCGUGCCCUACCGACACCUGCUCGACAUCAUGUUCAACCGCCGCGUCUACAUCCAGCGGAACAAGGUAUAUAAAGUGGGUAUAGUGUUCAAUAAGGUGGGAUGGUAUCCCAUGGGCACGUGCGCGCAGCAGGUCGCCGCAGAAUCCGUCUUCUUCAACUUUGGCAUCGGACACAGCAGCGACUCUGUGCGUGAUGGUCUCAUACGAUCUAUUAUAUUUACAUACUAGGCUGGAGACAGCACCGGCCCUUGUCCUUUGAUAAAGGAGCAGUGUAAAUAUUGUCUUUGGUGCCUCUUGGUUUCCACCAAUAUUG